Messenger RNA from Drosophila serrata, 1109 nucleotides. RefSeq names its product Peritrophin A (gene Peritrophin-A). Gene Ontology annotation, molecular function: chitin binding. Lineage: Eukaryota; Metazoa; Arthropoda; Insecta; Diptera; Drosophilidae. Gene Ontology annotation, cellular component: extracellular region. The record is from RefSeq and is a predicted model, not a curated record.
UAUACAAUUUUUUUCGGUGUGCUUCGCGAGUGUUUGAAAAUUUUAUUAUUCGCUUACCCAUUUCGCACUUCCGGUCGAACAUAACUUUAAAGCAGAAACAUGCAGGGACUUCAACUGUGCAGCGCCCUAAUCCUGGCGGCCUGCUUUACCAGCGGCCAUGCCCUGGCCGUGGGCUCUCCGGAAUGCCCGGAAAAGUACGGCGUACAGGCAUAUGCCCACACGGAGAACUGUGAUCAGUUCUUCCUCUGCACCAAUGGCACUCUGACCCUGGAGACCUGCGAGAAUGGACUGCUCUUCGACGGCAAGGGUGCGGUGCAUAAUCACUGCAACUACAACUGGGCGGUGGACUGCAAGGGUCGCCAGUGGGAUCCCACUCCCAUCUCAACACCCGGCUGCGAGUACCAGUUCGGUUUGUAUGCGGUAUCCAAGGACUGUUCCACGACGUACAUCAAGUGCGCCCAUGGAGAGCCCCAUGAGCAGGACUGUGAUGCUGGUUUGGCCUACGACGAGCGCAUCCAUGGCUGCAACUGGCCGGAUCAGCUGCUGGACCACUGCAAUCCCGAAGCUGUUGUUGGCUUCAAGUGCCCCACCAAGGUGGAUCCCAACUCGGUGGCCGCUCGCUUCUGGCCCUUCCCCCGCUUCCCCGUCUCCGGUGACUGCCACCGCCUGAUCACUUGCGUCGAGGGACAUCCCCGUUUGAUUAGCUGCGGUGAGGACAAGGUCUUUGAUGAGCAUACGCUCACUUGCGAGGAGCCCGAAUAUGCCAGCGGUAGCUGUGCCAACUAUGGCAAAUAGGCAAUAUAUUGCGGAGAUCGCUCUGUAUAUACGUACAUACUAUACAUAUGUGUAAAGCUCAAAAAAUCAAGCUCCACUGCCCCACUAUUGAUGUUUCCUCUGUUUUUUGACACACGCCUGCACUGUCCCGAUUUCCUAGCCCAAGAUAAAGCCACAUUGAAAAAUGUUGCGCAAUCAGUUUCGCUUGUUAACCGACGUCGCCGUCGUCUCUUUCUCCUCACAUGUUUCUUUUUCUGUAAUAUUAACUCUUUUUUUUGUUAUUUGGUCUCUUCCUUUGUAUAUGAAUCGCAAUAAAGUUAAUUUUAUUUAUUGUA